AUGUUCGAGAGAAUCAAUAAACUUCAGAAAAUUUUUAAAGAUGGUGGACACGAAAUAAUGAUCAACGACGGUGACGUUCAACUUCAUCGAAAAAACCAUCGCCUACUCAUAGAAGAUUCCAAUCUUCGAGAAAUCAAUUUGUGUCCUUUCAUUGGUUAUGCUCAAGAGCACAUACUUCCACUUCUGGAUGUAUGCAUACCGUUACAACUCAUUAUUCCCGACAUUCUUAAGUAUGCUUCGAUGGCUCUACAACGUAUUCCAGAUUAUCCACCUGAUAAUUUGACUCGUGAUGAAUCAGCUGCAAUUCAUCUCUACACAAUGGAGUGGGAUGAUGAUACAAACGGAAGUCUUUAUUCCCAUCUUAAUUAUGCUCUUAGGAAAGGUGAUCAAGAAGAAUUACAACCGUGGCUCAAAUAUCUUAAACUUUUUCUUACAGCCUUGACUAAAAUACCAUGUUCAUCAACACAGGUUGUAUGGCGAGUUGUUGUUAUAGUAACUGUAGCACUUGUAGUUGCAGGUGUAGUUGAAUCUUGUGUUAAAUUUUCUGUACCAGAGGUAAUUCGAAUGUCACGUGCAUUGAAAUGUUGUUGUGUAUGCUGUUGGUGUGGCGAUUGUGAGAGCUGUAAACAAGAAAUCAUAAUAGAAUCACCACCAGGAACUAUUAUUGGAAGUGUUAAUCAUGAACAAAUUCGAUGUCGAAUGCGAUAUACUCUACGAGAUGCCAACCGUACAAAUGUGAUGAGCGUUAUCGGUCCUCAAUGUAUCUGUGAUGGAGAUUGUAGCUGUUGUUGUGAUAACAAAUUCGCAAUUUAUGGUACUGAUGGUUUCACAAAGAUUGGUGGCAUUCGUAAAAAAUAUGCUGGCUUUAUCAGUGAGGCUUUUACAACUGCUGAUUCAUUCACAUUGGACGGUAAAUAUAUUAUAUGGCAAUCGAUGACACUGCUAUACAUCAUCAAAUAUAGAAUUGAAGAUGAAGUCUAG
Rotaria sp. Silwood2 is the source of this 981-nucleotide messenger RNA. Lineage: Eukaryota; Metazoa; Rotifera; Eurotatoria; Philodinida; Philodinidae. The record is from the annotation of a GenBank genome assembly.